UUUAUUCUAUCGAAACGUGGCAGUCAACGGGGCGCUGUUGGCACUUGCUCAAAUGUCUUUACGCGUGUAGUGUGAUAGUAUCGUAAUUGACACGAGUGAGGUGGUUUAAUAAGAAUGAAGUGGCAAAUUUUACUCGCAGCAUUUGCUGCAUUUUGUACCGUAUAUGGAGAGGAAGGGGAAGAAGCUGCCAGGUUGUUAGUAUCUAAACAAAUUCUUAAUAAAUAUCUAGUAGAAAAUAUGGAUAUUAUAGUGAAGUAUACAGUUUACAACAUUGGUAAUGCAGCUGCAUUAGAAGUUGAAAUUACCGAUAAUUCUUUCCAUCCUGAUCACUUUACUCAUGUAAGCGGAGAGCUUAAUGCUAGAAUAGAUAGAGUACCACCAUUUACAAAUGUGAGUCAUACAGUGGUUGUACGACCACGUAAAUUUGGAUACUUUAACUUCACAUCUGCCGAAGUUUUAUAUCGGCGUAAAGAAGAUGCAUCUAGACUUCAAGUUGCAGUAAGCAGUGAACCUGGCGAAGGACUCAUUGUUUCAUUUAGAGAUUAUGAUAAACAAUUUUCAUCCCAUGUGAUUGAUUGGGCUGGGUUUGCUAUAAUGACUUUACCAUCACUAGCUAUUCCAUUCGCAUUAUGGUAUUCCAGCAAAAGUAAAUAUGAAAAAUUAUUGAAAACUACAAAGAAACAUUAAGUGUGUGUGUUUUGUACAAAUAUUAAAUUAUAAUAAAAUCUAGGUCAUUUAUAAGAAAAUUCACUUGCAAUGUUGUAAGAGAUUUGACUGUUCCAUCGUUUGUGCAUCUAUUUUUAUAAUAGAUAUUAUUUAUAAAUAUUGCCAACUUUCUACUAAAUGAUAAAUGCAUUUAUAUAUUUGUAAAAAAACAUCUCAUAGAAAUAUUUAGAAUUUAUUGAUAUAUAUCAUUUCUCUAUAGAGUUAUUUUUUAUUUUUAAAUAAUAGGAAAAGUAUGAUAAAUGAUCCUAUUAUCUUGAAAUGUACAUGUAUAAUUUGUUGCAAUUAAUUUAGUAUCUCUUAUAAGCAUAGGAAAACUUAAAAAAAAAAAAAAAAAAAAAAAAAAAAUUAAAAACUUGUAAGAACAACUUUUAUUUAAAUUUUCAUACAUUUUUUUUUCAUAUUUUAUCUAUUUUUUGUUCACACGUUUAAUGUGUCUUAUCGAAAAAAUAAGUAAUAAAAUAAGUUUUUUUUUUAAUCUUUAUAACAGACAUUAUGUGAUAUAUAAGUACACGAGAUUUAUAUAUUAUUAUAAUUUGUAAAAUGAUACAAAAGUGAUUUUCUGUUUUACAUAGAAAGAAUAAACACAAAACGGUUUUUUGUUCUCAUAAUUAUAAGCGUGAAUGUUCGACUAGGAAGUAUAGAUUGCCAGUCAACAAUAACCUCUAUUAAAUAGUAACACAAACAUCAAUCACACAAUUUGAUAGCUCCUAUUAUUGAUGUGUUUAUACAGUCUUGAUUACCGUACAAAAUUUUAUAGUAUAAAACUAUAUUACAAAAUGUACAUUAUGCAUAUUUGUAUGCAGAUUUUCUAUAAGAACUUUUACAUAUAAUAAUAAUAAUAAUAAUAAUUAAUAAUAAUAAUAAAAAUAAUAAUAUAGAACACUCUCAUCAAUGAUUUUAUCACUGACAAUUAGAAUGGUUAGUUUACAUUAACACAUAUAUUUUUUAUUAACCAUUCAAUUUAAAGUUCGGUUCCGUCUAACUGAUGGCGUGAAAAGACCACGAGGAUCACCAUAGACUGGUUCAAAUGCUGAAAAUGGUCUUAAUGGUGUAGUCGGACUUCGAGGACUAGACAUAUUUGAUGUAUUUAUAGUAGUAGAAUAUGGUGUGCUGGUUUUUCUUAUUGGUGGUGGACAUUUAUCAGC
This is a messenger RNA of Vespula vulgaris, 1871 nucleotides long. It is a transcript of the gene SsRbeta, whose product is annotated as translocon-associated protein subunit beta. Lineage: Eukaryota; Metazoa; Arthropoda; Insecta; Hymenoptera; Vespidae. The record is from RefSeq and is a predicted model, not a curated record. The transcript is spliced from 4 exons. Bases 115 to 687 code for a protein of 190 amino acids. Gene Ontology annotation, cellular component: endoplasmic reticulum; membrane.